Messenger RNA from Leopardus geoffroyi (Geoffroy's cat), 3727 nucleotides. Its product is annotated as caspase-12-like. NCBI's taxonomy places the organism in Eukaryota, Metazoa, Chordata, Mammalia, Carnivora, Felidae. Gene Ontology annotation, molecular function: cysteine-type endopeptidase activity. The coding region runs from base 370 to 1950 and encodes 526 amino acids. The transcript is spliced from 13 exons. The record is from RefSeq and is a predicted model, not a curated record. Gene Ontology annotation, biological process: proteolysis.
GCCAUUGGGUGGCUGACAGACGGCACCGAGACAAACGAGGGUCUAUUUGACUUAUUAACUGUGUCAAAAAUACACUGCAAAACAGAACACAGCGACUGUGAGACAGAAGAAAGAAGAGCCAGGUUUUGCUUCCUGUUUUUCAAAGGAAAUAAGGUAUAGAUCAGAAGACGGGUCAAAUUCUUUCUUUGCAAAGACAGAGGAACCUGAAAAGCUGUAGUUUCCCGUUUAGAUUUAGGUAACAGCAGCCAAUCCACUAAGAGCAAAGAUAGAAGGCUGCUUUCAUUUUCACUCCUUUUCCUGCCCAGAGAGCCUCAGCAGCAACAGCCGACAAGACAUCACCCCAAGGUCCGGCCUUACGACAAAACGGGGAUGGCCGGCAAUAGGGUGAACGACUUUAUUGAGGACUUGAAGGGAAAGAAGGUGUUAACAAAGCAAGAGUUACGUGCAUUAGGGAAAAGAGUGGACCUCAUCGUGGAUAAGACUGAAGGCCUGAUUGAUGGUCUCAAUGAGAAAUCGGGAAUAGUAGGAAAAAUGUUAGUGAAAAGUAUCUUCGGUCCCAAAGGCGAGCUGGCUUUAGAAAUUCUUGAUGAAAUUGAGAAUUGUGACUCUGACAACAGCGGGUCAUAUUCCUCUUCGACAGAAUAUGAAGAUGAAAGUGAAGAAAGUGAAGAAAAUGAAGAAAGUGAAGAAGAGGAAAAUGCUGAGUCACCCCAGGAAAUGGAUCCCCCUACAGAAGACACCAAACCUGCUGGCUCAUGUGAACCCUCAAACCUCACUGAGGACAAGAAAUCACCCCAAGAUCUGGUCAAUGACAAAAAGGGGAUUGCCCAUGGCAUGCUUGGUACCUUUUUUGCGGACUUGAAGGAAAAGAAGGUGUUAAAAGAACGAGAGAUACAAACACUAGGGGAAACAGUGAAUGUCAUUGUGGAUAAGACUGAAGGCCUGGUUGGUGAUCUCACUGAGAAAACUCAAAUGGUGGGCAAAAUGCUAAAGAACCAUUUCUUCAGUUCCAAGAGCGAGGCGACUAUAAAAAUUCUUGAUGAAAAUGAGAAGGAUGAAUCUGGCAAAAUCAAGUCAUUUUCCUCCUCAACAGUUUUUCAGGUAACCCAGGCUUCCCAAAUCAAUGUGCUGAAGCUUUGUCCUUGUAUCCAUUUUAAGGAACCAAAGACAAUAAUGGCACAUGAGAUCUAUCCAGUGAUGGAGAAGAAGAGCCGAAUGCGCCUGGCUCUCAUCAUUUGCAAUAGAACAUUCGAUUAUCUUUCUGAGCGAGAAGGCUGUGAAAAGGACAUUUCGGGGAUGCGAGAUCUGCUGGAGAACCUUGGAUAUUCAGUGGUUAUAAAGGAAAAUCUCACCGCUCAGGAAAUGAAGGUCGAGCUGAAGCACUUUGCCACCCGCCCAGAGCACCGCUUCUCAGACAGCACGUUCCUCGUGUUCAUGUCACACGGCAUCCUGGACGGGAUCUGUGGGACAAAGCACAGGGAGGAAGAGCCAGAUGUCCUUCACGACGACACCAUCUUCCAGAUUUUCAACAAUCGCAACUGCAGGAACCUAAAAGACAAACCGAAGGUCAUCAUCAUGCAGGCCUGCCGAGGCAAAGGCAACGGGGCCGUCUGGGUGACAGAUGUGGGAGAAGCCUGUGCAUGGCCGGAAAACCAGCCCUCAGCACCCUACAUCUUCAGUGAUGCCGUACAAAAGACCCAUGUGGAGAAGGACUUCAUCGCUUUCAAAUCUUCGACUCCACAUAACGUUUCCUGGAGACUGAACACAGAUGGCUCCGUCUUCAUUUCCCAUCUUAUCCGCUACUUCAAAAUGUAUUCUUGUUGUCAUCAUUUGGAGGAGAUUUUCCGAAAGGUUCAAUAUUCAUUUGAGACUCCAAAUAUAAUUACCCAGAUGCCCACGAUUGAGAGACUCUCCAUGACACGAUAUUUCUACCUCUUCCCUGGGAAUUAAAACUCAUACACAGCAUCUCAGGGAAACUGGGCCAUUAUGUACUCGACGAAUCUACUACUUUAAAAGGGCAAUGUCUGCUCGUGAAUAUUUUUAUACGAAACUUCCCAAAUGCCCACCUUCAACCAAGGCCAAGUGAAAAUCAAUGUCAUAUUGUGGCUGACUUAGUACUUACUACAUUUUUAAAAAAUUAUGUUUGUUUUCUCACGUUAUUGUAAAGGUAAAACAUUUUCAUUGCAAAACAAAGUUUAAGUAUAGAAAAACAUUUAAAACAUAUUUAAUGAAUAAGUGAUUACAUUAAUAGGUGUCCUGGUAUUAGGCAAAGAUCAUAUUCUCGGGAUAAACUCUUCUCUGUUAUAAAGGAUCAUUCACGUACUCUCCAUUUGGAAGACUAUUACUAACAUUUGACUUGGGACAUUUACAUUAUAGACUGAAUUCUCAUUUAUUUUGACUCAUUUCUAACUUGGCCAUAGGAUAUUUUGAUAAUAUCUUUUAAUGAACUACAAGUAGUAUUUUUUUUGAUUCCUAGAAUGUGAAAAAUCUUUGUCCCUGAGUUCACUUAUGAGUUCUCCUAAAAACAUAUACAAAGGCCAGUGUGAAUUUAUUUCUUAGUAGUAUGUUUUUAUUAUCAAAAUGUUGAUUUUUUUAAAAAAAGUACCCAUACAUAUCUGCAUCUGUAUACUCAUUAACUUUCAAACUAUAGAUGAAAGCCAAUGUGUAUAAUCACUAAAAACAAAAAAGAAACAAAAAAAAAAACUUUAUUUUGUUUGAAUCUUGAGAACAUGGAGAUUAUGUAAAAAUAUCCCUUUAGAACUGAAAGUGACAAAGAGGGAAGUGAAAAUCAAGUUCCGUGAAAUGAUUUAUGUUCUCUCUCUUCCAUCCUGUGGUCUUACUUCCUCUCUCUCUACAUACACAAACUCACAGAUGAAUUUAGAAAGCUAACUGUGUAAGAUACUCUAUGACCUGCACUUGUGUUGAUUCAAAAUUACCAUCUAGGAUUAAAGGGAGAUGUGAAGCAUCAGUAAUAUACAAAGCCUAAGCUUAAGAGGGUGGGGGAAGGCGAUCAAGGGCUGACUGGGAGCUGGGUAGAGUCUCCUUCCUGUCCCUUUUCACUCAGCCCCUUAUAUUCUGAAGGUCACAUCUCCAGCUGUUGGAGCUACAGCUCUUAAAGUCAACAAAAGUGCAGCCUGGUCAGCAAGAAAGAGGAAGAACCAGCAGACACAGGCCCCCUCCCUUUCAGGAAGUCUUCUCUUCCUAUAAACCAAGAACCACCACUGGGUCCAAAGUAACUCACAGCUGCACAGAAGUUGAGAAAUGAAGUAUUUAUUCCAUGUGCCAAAUUCCUAGCAAAAAACCCCUGGGAGUUUCUAUUAAGAAAUGGGGAAAAGCAGAUAUUGGGUCCCUUUGACUGUCUCUGCCAGAGAUUGCUUCCACAUUUGAUGGCUGCCUAAUACUGAAUUAAAAAAAAUUUUUUCAAUGUUUAUUUUUGAGGGAGGGAGUGAGACAGUGUGAGUGGGGGAGGGCCAGAGAGAGGGAGACACAGAAUCUGAAGCAGGCUCCAGGCUCUGAGCUGUCAGCACAGAGCCCGACGCGGGGCUCAAACCACGAACCGUGAGAACAUGACCUGAGCCGAAGUCGGACGCCCAACUGACUGAGCCACCCAGGCGCCCCUGCCUAAUAUUGAAUUUAAUGGAUGGAUGAGAAUGUAUUUUACUAAGUUCAGUAAUUUCCAAAUGUGUUAUCUUAUGCGAUUUAUAAUAAAAUUUUCUUCCUAAAUAUA